AUUGAAUUUUGUUUCUCUAACGUGUCACGUUGAUUUUCACAAAACUGAGCCACCACAGUAAUGCCAACAACUUCAAAGCUCCCCUCACUUCAACUGAAAACGUAAAAGCUGUAGUGCCGUCUCGUUCUACACCACAGCCAUGGCGGUGUCUGUCUCUGCGACAACACGAACCAAUGGCUGCACCGCCAUUUCCUCCUGCACCAUCCCCCAAACCCCAUUUUUUCAAAAUCUCAGCUUUCCCUUAAAUUUCAGGCCCAUACCAACCAACUCAUUCCACCUUCCAAGACUCAAAAGAAUGCUUGCCAUCUCCAACUCCAGAGGAACUGAGUCAAAUGUUUUGAAUGAGAAGAAUGUGAAUGUGUUGGACAAUGUGAAAGUGUAUGAUUUGAGUGGAAAAGGAGUUCCUAUUUCUGAUUUGUGGAAAGAUAGAAGAGCGGUUGUUGCAUUUGCCCGCCAUUUUGGUUGUGUGCUUUGCCGCAAAAGAGCAGAUGAUCUUGCUGCAGUAAAGGAUAAAAUGGAUGCGGCGGGUGUGGCACUUGUCUUAAUUGGGCCGGGUAAUGUUGAUCAGGCAAAGACAUUCCGUGCACAAACUGAAUUCAGAGGAGAAAUUUAUGCGGACCCCAGCCAUGCAUCAUACACAGCAUUAAGAUUUGUGUCUGGCGUUUCAACCACAUUCACUCCUGGGGCAACAAGGUGGAACUAUUGUUGCAGGUCCGGGUAAAACUAACUUAUUGUACAUCCACAAGGAUAAAGAAGCAGGAGAUGAUCCACCAAUCACUGAUAUCCUAAGGGCUUGUUGCAUGCAAGGAUGAAUAUGUCUGCAUCUUGAUUUUACCAAAAAUAUCGAAGUGUCCAAAUCGUUAUAUCUUUGAAAUUGCACAUAAAAUUUGUAGAAUAUUUGUAAUUAUUUAUUACACAAAUCUACAUACAAAAGCAUUGGAACCAUAAUUCCAAGUAGUUUGUACCAUCAAAGUAAUAGUGUGGAAUUACAGAAUACAUGUAACAUGUCUACUAAUACCAAAUGAUUGCCUAUGUAGUUCAAGACUGUCAUCUUUGCCCACAAAUGAUAUC
Messenger RNA from Cuscuta europaea, 1071 nucleotides. NCBI's taxonomy places the organism in Eukaryota, Viridiplantae, Streptophyta, Magnoliopsida, Solanales, Convolvulaceae. The record is from the annotation of a GenBank genome assembly.